Molecule: messenger RNA, 796 nt
Organism: Paramuricea clavata
Lineage: Eukaryota; Metazoa; Cnidaria; Anthozoa; Malacalcyonacea; Plexauridae
Source: the annotation of a GenBank genome assembly
AUGGAGAUGAUAGUACUAAGGAAUUCUGCAUUGAUCGGAGACAAAGAAGUUACCACCAUUUGGUCCGACGAUGGUAGCGACACGUUUUACUUUGCGGCGGGUGAACUGGCAGCCGCACUCGGAUACAUCGAAACACGUAGCGCUGUUACCAGGCAUACAAAAGAGUGGAUGAGAACUACGCUUGGUAAAAUCAAGGGAGGUGUGAAACACACCUCCCUUACAAACAUACCCGGUGGUGUGCAACCCAACAUGGUUUUUGUUACCGAACCUGGUUUAUACAGUCUCGUAUCCCGUUCAAAAUUACCUGCUGCCAAGGAUUUUCAGCGGUGGGUAUUUGAAGAUGUUCUUCCGUCUAUCUGAAAAACGAGAACGUAUACAUUACCGGGUGUUUUAAACAAGGUAAAAAACAUCAAGGACAGUGAAUUGCAACAGCUUGGUGGUGAUAUCGAACAGGCAGAAGUACGUCGUGAAUUAGUUCAUAAAAGUGAUAUUGUAAAAGAUCCGGAAGCAGUUUUACAAGGGUGGGUUGGCUGUACAAGAAAAUAUUAGACAGAUGAAAGUAAAAUUAUGUGAGAAGGAAAUGGAGUCUCUUGAACUUGAAAGGGAACGGAACGAACUUGUAGAAGAACGGGAUAAUAUUACAGAAGAACGGAACGAUCUCGAAGAACGGAAUGAUCUCGAAGAAGAGGCAAGAGGUCUCGUAAAAGAAUUGGAUGAAAGAGAUGAAAAAAUCCAGGAACUCGAAGAGGAGAACGAAAGACUUUGGAUCGAAAAUAAGAAACUUAAAGAACAAUAA